AUGAUGCAUCCACAUGCCCAAAUCACCCCUUCACUUCAACUUGUCAAUUCCUUCCACUCUUUCCUUUCUUCUUCCUUUCUCUCUCCCACACCUUCUUCUCAUCCCUUAUCCCUCCUCUCCUCUUUUGUUCCUUUCCCCGCUCUACUCGGAAAGCCGAACUCUUUCUGCACUCCAGCUACCUUCAUACUCCAACUUUCUUCUCCCCCAACCCUACCUUCCUCUGUCAUUAUCAUCUCUAAGUUCCUAUUUACCUACACAUCUACCCCUUUGCAAUCUUCAACUUUUAACUUAACUAUUCAUUAA
Molecule: messenger RNA, 303 nt
Organism: Sphenostylis stenocarpa
Lineage: Eukaryota; Viridiplantae; Streptophyta; Magnoliopsida; Fabales; Fabaceae
Source: the annotation of a GenBank genome assembly